UGGCUUAUGUUAAAAGUGUUAACAGGCGGGUUAGUUUAAACGAAUCGACCAAUUAUAAGAUACAAAAGGACAUUAGUAAUGGAAGAAAAGUAGAUGCUAUCCGCCUAAUUAUCAGCAUUACGAUAUGGUUGCACCUUGUUUGUCUUGCAUUAAUAAGACGGCAAGAUUCGCAUGAGAUUCAUUGCGCUUGUUGGCUCAUGGCGUGGGUCCGGAACCUAUCACCAGAAAUGGAUGCUUCUCUUUGUAGCCGAUUUAUGUUUCUAUGGAUUUUUCCAUUGAUCAUCAAGGGUUUUCGAUCUACACUAACAAUGAAUGAUGUUUUUGAGCUGCCUAAUUUUCUUAAAACCGAAAAUAUUAUUAAAAUGUGCAAAAUCAGCCCAAAUUCAAUCUUCUUGUCAUUAUGUAUUUCUUCUUGGAAAGGAUUGUUUGUUCAAUUCAUUUUCGCAAUGAUUUGGACUUUCGUCUAUUCAAUUGCACCACCAUAUUUUCUUGAAAAAGUUUUGCUGUAUAUUCAGGGUUAUUCUGAUAUUAACGGAGAGACACGAACUAUUGGUUAUUUAUAUGUAUUCUUCUUAUUUGUUGGUACAGUGAUACCAGAUCUAUGCUUUCAACAAGCCUCAUAUAUUGGGCAACAGUUAUCUAUCAAAUAUAGGGCAGUCAUUAUUGAUAGAAUAUAUCAAACAACUAUGUUUCUAAAUGAUGAUGAAAAAAAUAAAGCGGGAAUGAUUACAGAUCUCAUGGAUUCUGAUGUGCAAAAAGUUUCGUCACUAGCCAGGAACUUUUUCUAUAAUCUCAUGGCUGCAACAGACAAGCGCGUGGGAUUAUUAGGCGAAUUGCUGCAAGCUAUUCGGGUUGUCAAACUUUAUGUUAUGGAAGAUUAUUUUCGCUGCAAAAUUAUGGAUGCUCGUGAUGAAGAAUUAAAGAAACUUAAUAAUUAUAUGAUUAAAAGAAUUUGCAUGAGGACAUCAUGGACAAUUCUAACGUUUCUGAUGAUGCUAUUAUCGUUUUUUUGGCACACCAAGAUUCUAGGAAAUACAAUGACUUCGAGUGUCGCGUUUACUGCACUUAUCUUGUUUAAAAAUUUGCGCCGUAUUCUUAAUGAGAUGCCAUCAAUUCUUGUCAGCAUCAUUCAAGCUCGCGUGUCAAUUUCACGAAUUAAAAAGUUUUUGAGAGAAUUUGAAAGUGACCGCAAAGUUUUUGAAAGCAACCGUAUAAAUUUUGAUUAUGGCAAUGAUAUUAGAUUUGAGAAUGCCACUUUAGAAUGGUCGAACAAUGAUAGUCAUAUGACUAAUGGCUUAAAUAAAUUCAUUUGGACGAAUUUGAAUGUCUGUUUUCGUUAUGGGAAGUUAUCACUUAUUUAUGGUCCUACGGGAUGUGGAAAAACUGGGUUGUUAAAAGCGUUGUUAGGAGAAAUUAAAUGCAUCGAUGGCAAUUUGUUCUCUCCUAAGAUAGGUGAAGUUGCUUACGCUGCACAAACAGUGUGGCUUCAGAAUGGGACAAUUAGAGAAAAUAUCUUGUUUGGUCUUGAAUAUGAGGUUGGAAGGUUUUCUAAAGUUUUACGAAUGUGUGCUCUUGAAGAAGAGGUUUUAAAAUUUGGCGACAAAGAAAUCGGUGAAAAUGGAAUUGCGCUUAGUAGUGGUCAAAAGCAACGCAUCGCUUUGGCUCGAGCUAUUUAUUCCCAGCAUAAAGUCCUGAUUUUAGAUGAUUUUCUCUCCGCUGUCGAUUUACACAUUACAAAGUAUAUAUUUGAGCAAUGCUUAACGAGCGACUUGAUGAAAAAUAGGACAAGAAUUCUCGUGACACAUAAUAAAGACUUGUGCUAUGGUGCAGCUAUGGCGGUUUUUAUGAAAGAUGGCAAAAUAGAAAAAAUAGAAACAAUAGAUUAUCCAAUUAAUGAACUAUUAGGCCAUGAAUCUUUAGAAAUCGACUUUGAGAGUAAUUCUGCGAAUUCUAUUGAUAUAGAAUCAUCAAAUAUCGAAAAUGAUAUUAAAUUAAUCAAAGAAGAAACGAAAGCUGAAGGAAUGGUCAAAUUAAGUGUUUACAAAACUUAUAUAUUAACUUCUGAUUUUUGGAUUAAACAAUGGGCAGAUUCUUAUGACCUCUAUGAACCAACAUGUGAAAUUUGCUCUUAUUUGGGUGCUUCCUCUAAAUUGGCCGAUGACUUAAGUUUUAUCGUAGGAAAUAUUAUUUCGACAGAGACUUCGUCAAAUAAUUCUAGUUUAAACCAUCAUUCGAUGUCUUAUCGAUUUGACAAUGUUGAUUAUUAUCUAUGGGUCUAUACAUCUGCUGGAUUAUUUACCAUUUUGCUAGCAACAUGUAGAACAUAUUGUAUAUUCCAUGGCUCUUUAACAGCAUCCAAGGAAUUGCAUACUGCUAUGCUGAAUAAGAUUUUAUCUACAACAAUUAGAUUUUAUGAUACGACUCCAAUAGGAAGGAUCAUAAAUCGAUUUUCUAAAGAUCUGGAGAUAAUUGAUCAAAUCUUAUGUCUUAAUGUCAUGACUUUUAUCUAUUCAUGCAUGUCUGCUGCGGCUUUAGUGAUUUUUGCUGCAAUUGGUAUUAAUAUUGAAUUUAAAUUUUUAAUGGCUUGCAUUUUCAUUGCUACAUUGUACAUUAUAAUUGGCGCAUUAUAUAUUUACACUUCUCGAGACUUAAAACGUCUGGAAUCCGUUAGUAGAUCACCAAUUUACACAGCAUUUGACGAUACUAUUACAGGUAUAUCUACAAUUCGCGCAUUUGGGGCCGAAGAGAGGUUGAGGAAAAAAAUGUGGAGUCUUAUAGAUGAUAAUAAUCGACCAUGGAUGUUGAAUUGGGCAUGUAAUCAAUGGCUGCAUACUCAUGCCAGCGUAGCUGGUGGCUUGUUUGGUCUUGCUAUUGGAGCUAUUAUUAUUAAUGACCUUUCAGCAGAUACGAGUUCAGGAUUAGCCGGUUUAAUCCUUGUAAAUACUGUGGGCUUUAGUAGAAAUGUUAUUGAUACUAUUAUUGCGUAUACAGUUAUGGAAAUGAAUAUGAAUGCUGUUGAAAGAGUUCAUGACUAUUUAAUUCUAGAAGAAGAGCAGAAAAUAAGCGAAAAUCCUGGUUUACUUCCGGAAGAAUGGCCUGCAAAUGGCGAGAUUGAGGUUAUUAAUAUCGAGGCAAGGUAUUCAUCUAAUGAUCCUCCUGUAUUAAAAGGCAUUUCAUUUCACGUAUAUCCAAGACAGAAGAUUGGAAUCAUUGGUAGAACUGGAUCUGGAAAAUCUACACUACUUGAAUCUUUCAUGAGACUUCUAAAAUCAACAUCUGGCCAAAUAAUUAUCGAUGGGGUUGAUAUUUCAACGGUUAAUUUGUUCGAUUUAAGAAACAGACUUACUAUAAUACCACAAAAUCCAAUAUUAUUCAGUGAUUCUUUGAGGGAUAAUCUAGAAGGUUAUCUCAAGAAACAUGAUGAACUCGAAUUUUUCGAUGCACUUAAAAGGGUCCAAAUAAAUGAGCCAAGUACUUAUAUUAGUCAAAGAAAUACCGACGAAAAUUUUAAAUUAUUUAUUCCCGAUACAGUUAUUGAUAAAGGUGGUAUGAAUUUAAAUUACGAUGCAAGAUGUAAAAUUGAAAAGAUGAUACGUGAAGAAUUUGAAGAUUCAACAUUGUUAUACAUUACACACCACUUAGAAACUAUUAUUGAGUUUGAUAAAAUCUUAGUAUUAGAAAAUGGAAAUAUUGCUGAAUUUGAUCGCCCAGAUAUUCUUUUAGAGACACCUAAUUCUAAAUUCAGAAAAAUGUGCGAGAAAAGUGGAGAUUUUGCAAAAUUAUAUGAAAAAGCCAAACUCAAUAACGACCAUAGCUCGGAUAAUACCUAG
Messenger RNA from Dentiscutata erythropus, 3830 nucleotides. The record is from the annotation of a GenBank genome assembly. Lineage: Eukaryota; Fungi; Glomeromycota; Glomeromycetes; Diversisporales; Gigasporaceae.